AUGCUCUCCAAAUUUGUAGUAGUUGAAGUGAGUAAUACGAACAAUACAAUGGCACUUGUGGAAUACUUGGUAACACAUGGAUUCGAUAAGUUUGCAGUUGUGACUGAUUUAAUGGAUCAUCCCUCUUUCAAAUAUAAAGAUGGAUCAUCAAGUCCUGAAUCACCUUCAACGACAGUAUCAACAGCAGCUCAACAUACACCUCCAAGAACUGCAGUUUCAACCCCAACCUCAAUAAGUGCCCCCGUUCCUCCACAUAACAACACACCGAGAGCAUCAAUUGAGUCGAUAGCGAAAGCAUUGUCAACGAAGAAGAAGAAGGAACAAGACCGACAGCAAGCUGAAAUUCAUCGAAUUCUUCUGCAACAGGCUGCUCAUCUCAAUACAUUCGGAAUCGAACGAAUGACACCAGAAUAUGAUGAUAAUCAACAUAGCGAGACGAUAUCAGAAGCCAGUUCAGAAGACUUGAAAGCUGAAACAGAUUCAUCAGAUUUCGGAUUGGGAACCAGUGAUGAGCAAGUCCGUGCUUCAAUGAUUCACCUUCUCAAUCCAGCUUUUGGGUCCGCUUUCGGACUUCUUGAUACUGAAGCAAUGUUUGGAACACCAUCAACACCAACCUCUGGAACAAAGAGACGAUCGAGAUGGAAUCUUCUGAGACAUGUUAUUAUGAGCCAUUCAGAUGCCAAAUCAUACAAGUGCUGGGAUUGUGACUUCACUGGAAUCAAAUCGAACGUAAUUUCCCAUGCCAGACAAUGCCGACACCGUGCCGACGAUGCCCACGAUAUUACAACCGACGAGAUGCGUGCCGAAUGGAACCUCCGACUCCACGAAUGCUUCCCAGACUAUGUGCGUGCUAAGGAACGUGGAUGGCAGCCAGAGGAGUCUCCAGAAAAGAAACCAGACGAAGAAUCACCAGUGAAGACUGUCGCGACAUUAAUAGCCUCAGCUAUAUUGUCGCAACUGGUACAAUCUAGAUCGUAG
Molecule: messenger RNA, 978 nt
Organism: Caenorhabditis remanei
Lineage: Eukaryota; Metazoa; Nematoda; Chromadorea; Rhabditida; Rhabditidae
Exons: 6
Coding region: 1-978 (325 amino acids)
Source: RefSeq, a predicted model, not a curated record